This is a messenger RNA of Amoebophrya sp. A25, 3744 nucleotides long. Lineage: Eukaryota; Dinophyceae; Syndiniales; Amoebophryaceae. The record is from the annotation of a GenBank genome assembly.
AUGUCAAAAAUCACAUUUCCAUCUGGCGAGAAGGUGGCGAAAACCCAGCCUGCGGAGGUUGGGGCGCCAGGCGUGUCCGGUGGAGGAGGUGAAAAUGAUGAUAACAGAGCAGUAGUGUACAGCGACACCUCCAAGAUCAUGGAAACGCCAAUACAGGUGCUAGAGAUGGAAGAUGCCUCGAGCGACGACGAGGAUGAGGAGGAGGACACGGAUGCCAGUGGCACUUUGGGAUUGAAACGCGUGAUCACCUUAGCAAGGCCUGAAUGGGUUUGGAUUGGGAUUGGAGUGUUCUUCUUGUUCCUGAGUCUGAUUCCGCCACUGUUGCUGCCUCUAGCUUUCGGCGGCAUCAUGGACAAGAUCGUGAUUGAGGAGAAGGACGGCAACCAGGGAGUGGACGACAAGACUGGGAAGAAAGAAGCCGUGAAUCGUUUGGCUUUAGAGUUGAUAACCAUAUUGGCCAUAGGUGCGGUGGCCACGGCGGUGCGGGCGUUCAUUUUCAACGCCGCUGGCGAGCGAGUGGUCGCAAGACUGCGUCUCCAACUGUUUUCGAGCAUUUUGAGGCAAGACCUGUCGUUGUUUGACGAGAGGAAAACCGGCGAAUUGAUGUCGCGUCUUACCUCAGACUGCACGUCCUUGCAGGAUGUAUCGACCUCGAAUUUGAGCAUGCUCCUUCGCGGCGCGAUCGAAUUGGCGUUGUCGGCAGUGAUGAUGAUCAUCACUUCCUGGCGGCUCUCGGUGCUGGCUUUCAGCGUGGUUCCCUUGGUCGUGGGAGCCCUAAUGCUCUAUGGCUGGCGCUUGCGGAAGGUUUCUACACUUGCAACCGACGCAUUAGGCGAAACGAGCAGCACAGCGCAAGAGGCGAUUGCAAAUGUGCGGACGAUGCGCAGCUUCGCAGGGGAGCGUCUAGAGGUCCUGCGUUUCCGUCGUGCCUUAGGAGAUCCAGACGACCUUUCGGUCUGCAACGAUUUUUCAAGAGCAUCACGGCAAAUAAAUGUGGGACAGCGAAAAGGUUCGCGCAGUGGCGGGCAACCGAGGGUGGAUCCAACGGGUAGAAACCACAAGGACAACGAUUUAGAAUUGGGACAGGCAUCCAAGGGUAGAGACGGUUCCUCGAUUGAGCUUGGUGCCAUUCCGCCGCCUCUGCAAGAUGUGACGGCACGUGCAGUCUCCCGGGAUAGCGGCAGUCAAGUGUCGUCGGUCGGCGGCGAACGAUUAAAUGACUCGAAUUUAGCCCCAGCUACUCAUCAGCACCAUGGUGGAAAAGAUCAUACAGGAGUACAGACAAUAAAGACUCUUACAAAUAAGAACAAAAAGAAGGUGAAGAAGUCCAAGAAGAAGUCAAAGAAGGGGACUGAAGACACUGGCCCGAAUGAGCUUUGUGGGUGCUGUUUGCCGCGAAACAAUCGUGGCUGGUGGUGGUUUCCGCCACGGAAGUCGCGCACCGUGUAUCGCUUUGGCAUUUUGAAGCAGCUAAUGAACAGUGGCUUUAUUGCAGCCAUUGCGAUGCUUGGAUACGGCGUGGUUUUGCUGAUUGUCUGGCACGGCGCACAUCUCGUUCUUGAGGGGUACAUGACUCCCGGAGAUUUAGUUGCUUUUCUCGUCUACGCGGUUCAAGUGGGAGGAAGCAUUACCAUGCUGGUGCAUUUGGUUGCGCUCGUCUACACGGCAGUGGGUGCGGCUAGGCGAACCUUCCAGCUGAUUGAUAGAGAACCGACUAUACCUUUGGAGUUGGAUUACCUGAAAAGCCGGAGCAAUGACGUGCGCGAUGACGAGGUAGUCAAUCACAACGUCAUUGAUGAAAACAAAGAGGGAUCGACUCCUUUUGCUGCUUAUCAAAUACAACCUGUAGUGGAACUAAAACAUCGUGGUGCCCAGGCAACAGGGGUCAUUUCACCGGUGCUCUCUUCAGCGGCAGCCACUGACAUGCUGAAGAUGGCGAAUAUUACUGGAGGACUACCGCAGUUGCAGUCUGUCGAGUCUGCACUAGAUGUCCAAUCGCCAAGUACAACUAAACCUGUUGUGGAAUUCCAGCGUGUCUCCUUCGCCUAUCCUGCCAGACCUGACGUUCGUGUCUUGCGAAAAGUCUCCUUCUCCGUGAAACGCAACCAGACUGUAGCUUUCGUCGGCCCUUCCGGGUGCGGAAAGAGCACGGUGUUGAACCUGCUGCAACGUUUUUACGACGUAACUGGCGGUCGCGUGCUCAUUGACGGCGUCGACGUUCGAGAGCGAACUCAUGCGGACCUCCGAGCGCAAAUAGCGUGGGUGCAGCAAGAGCCCGUGCUUUUCGGAGUCACCAUAGCAGAGAACAUUUCUUACGGGUGGAGUGCAAAGUUAGGGAACAAUCGAGCUUUGCCGCCUCGCCAUUUGAUCGAGCAAGCAGCGCGCGCCGCGUUCGCGCACGAUUUCAUCACCGCGUUUCCGGAGGGCUACGACACCCUAGUCGGCGAGCGCGGGGUGCGGCUCAGCGGCGGCCAGAAACAGCGCAUUGCCAUAGCCAGGGCGCUCCUAGUCGACCCGAAACUGCUUCUGCUGGAUGAAGCGACCUCUGCGUUGGACGCGGAAAGCGAGGAUUUAGUCCAAAAAGCCAUUGACGCAGUGAUGCAGGACCGAACCACCUUCAUCGUGGCACAUCGGCUCUCGACCGUCAGAAGAGCAGACCAGAUUUUUCUGAUCGAUCGACACCGACUCGAGGCCAGUGGCACGCACGUGGAGUUGAUGGAGCGCAGUGAAAAAUACAGGGAUCUGGUGAGACGACAGGUGGAAGCAGGAAAACAAAGUGUUGCUGAUAUAGACGAAGCUUCGGAUGAAGAAACAUGAUUUGGCCAUUACUUAGAAGACGACAAUGUAGUGUCGACUUAAAUGUACCUACUUCUACCUGCACGUCGCAGAUGAAGUUAGUUCUUGAAGAUUACGUCGGGUCGAUACAGAAAUAAUGAAAUGCGUAGUUAUAUUACAUGUACAGAAAUAGAGAACGUUGGAGACGGUAUAACCUAGCGCUUGUAUAGAAGACUUGUCAUUCCCAGAGGAAUACUCAUACUCAAUAUUUAUCCUCUUCAAAUCGCGAGAAAAAUAUAUCAGAACACAUUGGAUUUUGGGACUCACGUAAGUCCGUCUGCCCGUCGCUACAACUAUCCUAGAUGUGUAGUUUUUAUUCCUUGCAAAAAUGUCGAAUGUGUGCAGUGAUCUGUAUUUUGUUUAGAAUGCGUAGUCUGCGUUAGUGGAGACUCUUGCUGCGAACGUUAUGAAGGAGCAUUGCAAGUACUGGUUUAUCCAGAGUCUCUGGCUCUUACAUAUGUAGUUCGAGCAAGCUGCUGUCAAUGUCUUGGCAGCACGAAAGGGUAACUAGCGUCUUCAUGUCCUGCACUAGGAGUGCGAUGUUUCGACGCACCAAAGGGGAAGGUUCCGAUGAAUGGCCUCGUCUUAUGAAAACUAGUUUCUCACCUACUUACAACUGACACGAUGAAACGGAUAACCUUCUAUUGACACCCUAGGUGCUACAUGUCUCGUCGACAAUGGAAAAAUUUCGAGAUCAAAUGACACAUGGAAUUGAGGACACGACGAGAUGUGGUAUGAUAUGACAGAAUCUACCACUUCUCGACGCGUUCCUUCAAGGUUGAGCCUCAAAAAGACAUAAAAGCUGACGACGCUGCUUUCUAUUUUGAUGCACAGCAUGGCGUUCACAGCAUGGAUGAGAAAUAUGGCGACGCUUGUUGUUCUUCUUUUGCAGGGCCCUCUAGGCUUUCC